GUGGCACCUGGCAACCCUGCUAACUAGGGUGGAGCUCCUUGCAACUUUUUUUCUGGGCAUGUUGCGUUUCUGCAGUUCGUUCUGAAGGGGGAAAAAAAGGCAAGCUGGCCGAUGUAUUAAGCGUGAUAAGGUUCUUUCUUUCUUUUCUUUUUGCUUUUUUUUUUUUUUAAAUGAGGACCGAUUCUUACUUUUUUUUUAUAUAUAGUAGUAUUCCUCUGUUUGGCUGCCCUUGUGUGACAUCAGCUAAUAAAGAUGGGGGCAAAUAAAGAGAAGAAUGAAACAUGCGGGACCAUUUGCUUAAAAUACCUGCUCUUCACCUUCAAUUUCCUUUUUUGGCUGGCAGGGGGUGCAGUGAUGGCUGUGGGCAUCUGGACGCUAGUUGAGAAGAGCGACUACAUCAGUCUGCUGUCCUCAAAGAUUUAUGCUGUCUCUGCCUAUAUACUCAUCAUGGCCGGGGUGAUUGUUAUGGUAACGGGGAUUUUAGGCUGCUGUGCCACCUUCAAGGAGCAAAGACGACUUCUGAGAGUGUAUUUUGUUUUACUGCUGUGUAUUUUCCUGCUGGAGAUCCUGGCUGGAGUUUUGGCCUACAUUUAUUACCAGCAGCUGAAUGAGGAACUGAAGGGGAACUUGAGGGAGACCAUGGUUCAGAAAUAUCAUCAGCCUGAGCAUGAGCAUGUAACGAAGGCUGUGGACAAACUACAGCAGGAGUUCAAGUGCUGUGGCAGUAACAGCUCGUCUGAUUGGGUGGAGAGUGUUUGGAUCCGCUCUCGUGAGGCUGAUAGUCGGUUGGUCCCUGACAGCUGCUGUAAGAGCCCAGUCAUUAAGCUGUGUGGUCGGAGAGCUCACCCCUCAAAUAUCUAUAAAGUAGAGGGUGGCUGCAUCACAAAGCUGGAGAACUUCAUUCUGAAUCACCUGCAGAUCAUUGGUGCAGUGGGCGUAGGCAUAGCUUGCGUGCAGAUUGUCGGCAUGUUUUUCACCUGCUGUCUGUACAGGAGUCUGAAAUCAGAGCCAUACUGAGGAGCUCAAAUACAGCAUUAAUCAGUGACCAUACAGCAUUUUGUUUAAACAGAUUGGAAAUGAUUGAGGGUUCUGCACACUAUCAAAUCAGUUCUAACUAUCCACGGGCACAGAGACACAAAAGUAGUGUUUUAUGAUUUUAUGAUCAGUCACACAUUAAGUACUACUGAGCAAGAAAGUAUGUUCUGAUCCUUUUUUUGUAAGUGCCAAGUGGCUUUAUUAUUCUGAUUAAUUAACUUAAGUUUGGACUGUAUUUUAUAUAUGAAACCUUUUAUGUACCAUUUUUUGCUUUGUAUGAGUGUACUCCCAGAUCCUCAAUCAAAAUAUAAAACCUCUGCCACAAAACAUUUAGUUUUUUGGACCAGUUAAUCCUGCCUUGUGAUUUAUGCACCACUAUCAGCACCAGAGAGAAUUGCAAAAAUAAAUUUAAACACAUACGGAAAUGUUAAUGACAAAAACCUUUAAAGCAUGAAAGAAUGUUGAAUUGUACAAACUGCAUGAAACUGCAUUUGUUUUAAAUUCAGAAAUUGCAGGUGAAAUGUUGCAUGUUGCAUGUGAACUAAAUGAUCAUUGCUUAAAAAUACAAACAUAGAAAUUGCAGUCCCCAAAUGCUGUUAAUGCAGUAUGUUUUUACCCUGGUGAAAAAUAAGUGCACUUUAGCAUACUUAAUAUGGAAAUAAUAUACUUUUUUAAAUAUCAAAUCACCAUGAUUUGUAAAUUAAUGCCCCACAAUGAAAAAAAAAAAAAGAAAUAAAGAAAUAUUGCAUAUCUGUAAUUAAAUAUUUUCAUCAUCAACUAUA
Molecule: messenger RNA, 1817 nt
Organism: Onychostoma macrolepis
Lineage: Eukaryota; Metazoa; Chordata; Actinopteri; Cypriniformes; Cyprinidae
Gene: cd151l
Product: CD151 antigen, like
Exons: 8
Coding region: 253-1017 (254 amino acids)
Cellular component (GO): membrane
Source: RefSeq, a predicted model, not a curated record